AUAAAACCAAGGAGAAGUCUUCUCUGUGUCCAGAUAUUUACUACAUCUAAAGCAAGUCUAGAAUUGAGCGGCUUAACACGUUACACCACGAUUUUCAAAGAUCGCCUUUGCUCUCCCAAAUACCUACCUACCUAGGUGGCCCUACAUACUCACAAUGGGGAAGGCCAAGAAAUUUCUGGAGGAUUUUAUCAGUAAAAUCCCAGAUGAAAAGUUGUCAGGCUCCGCCUAUCGUCAAAUUUUGUAUAAGGAUACUGAUUUUUGGUUGGAAGGAGCUGGGCUGACUCCCGACGAGCCGAAAAAAUUUAUUAUCGAAAUUAGAAUGUCGAGAAACACAAAGUUGUCGUCCCUCGGAAAGUUUCGCCCUACUACGGCUUUGACAAACGCGCUGGUCCCCCAGAAUGGUUCAUGGAGUUCCAAGAUGAUUCGUGAUGAGCUUCUAUCAAACAUUGUGCUUCUUGAUUAAGGCAUCAAAUAAUAAUUGUUCAAGCUAGCGAGAGAGUGAGAUAGUAUAUACGAGAAAACAUAUUGUAGGUAGUCUAGAAUAUGAUGAAGUUGGAGGUUAGAUUCUGGAAUAUCCCUGGAAGGGCAGUUAUUUUGUCGCAAGUGAU
Aspergillus calidoustus is the source of this 608-nucleotide messenger RNA. The record is from the annotation of a GenBank genome assembly. Lineage: Eukaryota; Fungi; Ascomycota; Eurotiomycetes; Eurotiales; Aspergillaceae.